UAUUCAUAUGAAUGGAAUUAGAAAGCCAAAACAGAGAAAAGCAGAGCAGAGCAGAACAAAACAGAACAGCAGAAUGCAGAGAUAGACACACAAUCCCAGAAGUUAGAGUGGACUCAUUCAUCUUUCCAUAACACCCCCUUUCAAUCUUCUGUCAUGCUGUUUCAAGUACAAUAAUUGGUAUCUUAAGGAAAGUUGUACUGGCCUUAGAGAUAAUUUUACAUAACCCUUUAAAAUCUUUAUCCCUCUCUCUGUAUAUAACCCAAAUAUCAAUAUAUUUUCUAACAGUAACAGUAAUUUGUGUACACUCUGACUAUUAUUCAAAUGUCAGUCACCGAAUCAAAUAAAACAAUCAAGAAUGAUGGGUGUAGUUUUCCUACGAUGUCAAGUUAUUUGUAUGCUAGACAUAGUUGUUUAAGAAUAUGAAAUACUUUCUUCAUUUAAUCCUUACAAAUAUGUACUAAAAAGGAAUAAAAACCUGCUUCUGAAAAUUGUACAAAUCUUAAAAUUACUAUUUAAAGGAUAACUGGAGAAAGAGUAAAAUUAGUACUUUGGAAAAUUGGUACUCUCAUCUUAUCUCCUCUGUUCCCAAGCCCAUGCACCAAACUACUGUCUCUUGUGCCAUAUUUAUGAUUCCACUCAGAUACCUUUCACGCUUCCCAACUAUUUCUGAGACCACUUCCUAACUCUCUCAACUCUUGGAUCAGUUGUUACCUCUUUUUUAAAUACCCCUCUUCCCAGGCCGUUCUCUCCUAUGUUACACUGUUUUACCAUUUGUUCUGAUUAUUCCUCUCUGUUGCUGUGGGUUUCAGUUAUAGAGAUGGAAGAGGUGCGGAAGGUAACUAAUGAUGGAGAAAGCCAAAGAGAAGAUGCAUCCAGGGUUUUUCCCUGCCUAUUCUGUUCAAGAAAGUUUUACAGUUCUCAAGCUCUGGGAGGACACCAAAAUGCUCACAAGAAAGAAAGAACAGCUGCAAGGAAGGCCAAGAAGGUUUCUAUGUACUCAAGUGUUUGCUUCUCUUCCCCACUGCCACCCCCCAUGAUUUUUGCUCCAACCCAUCUAGACAUUUUAAAUACUUCCAUGAUCAUCACUGCCCAUGCAGCAGAACUCUCUUAUCUCCAAAACCAUCAAAUUUCCAAACAAUUUGGAUCAAAUGGUGCACCUAGAUUUGGCAACACACAGUUCUAUGGGGGAACUAAAAGGUUACAUGGUGAAGGGAAGAACUACAAUGUCAGCUGGGGGGACACAUCUCAAUCCAAAUUAUUUUUAAGUAACGAUCAACAUCUUGGAAUUUGGAAUGACAGUACCGAGAAGGAACAAAAGCUUGAUUUAUCUCUCCAUUUGUAGGCAAUGUAUGGAUUAUGAAUGAGAGGAUGCACUUUUCUGAGAGUUGAUGAAUUGCGGGACUAGAUUUUAUGGCCAAUUGUGUCAGUAUUGAUAUGGAAUAAUUGUCUGCAUUUUUCGGAUUAACAUGUGUACCUCACUUCCAAAAUAAAUAUCUUCCUUUUACUUUGGUUUAUUAUUGCAUGAAUUGACUAAUAACAAGUGAACUUCAAAA
Vigna radiata var. radiata (mung bean) is the source of this 1553-nucleotide messenger RNA. Its product is annotated as protein LATE FLOWERING. Bases 752 to 1342 code for a protein of 196 amino acids. The record is from RefSeq and is a predicted model, not a curated record. Gene Ontology annotation, biological process: negative regulation of abscisic acid-activated signaling pathway. The transcript is spliced from 2 exons. Lineage: Eukaryota; Viridiplantae; Streptophyta; Magnoliopsida; Fabales; Fabaceae.